This is a messenger RNA of Neurospora tetrasperma FGSC 2508, 381 nucleotides long. RefSeq lists its product as uncharacterized. The transcript is spliced from 18 exons. The record is from RefSeq and is a predicted model, not a curated record. Lineage: Eukaryota; Fungi; Ascomycota; Sordariomycetes; Sordariales; Sordariaceae. Bases 1 to 381 code for a protein of 126 amino acids.
AUGAUUGUAUAUAGUUUUACAGGAAUUCGUAGUGCCGGUUCAUAUACACAAUAUAUUUAUACUUUGCGCGAGUGGAAGGGUUUUAAGGUUAAUAAUAAGAUGGGAGGGAGCGGGAAUACGGUAAUUACUAAUCUUUAUACUUUUAUAUUCGAGAGUACUACUUUUAAGAAGGCUAUAUUUUGGGAGCACUUUGAGUCUACUAUUGCUAUUGAAGCGGGGUUGAAAGUUAUUAGUUUUAAACUAUUACACUAUAGUCUUUACUCUUUAUACGGUACCCUUACAUUAAAGGUAACCGGCUUAGGGAGUUUAACCUUCCUCUAUACUAGUAUAAGAUUAUUAACCGUCCUCUUCCAGCCGGAUAAGAAGGAAUACGUUACGUAG